Molecule: messenger RNA, 866 nt
Organism: Arabidopsis arenosa
Lineage: Eukaryota; Viridiplantae; Streptophyta; Magnoliopsida; Brassicales; Brassicaceae
Source: the annotation of a GenBank genome assembly
CGCUCAUAUUCUUCAGUUUGAUAAGAUUGUUCCGUCUUGAAGCUUCUAUGACCACAGUUUCGCAGGAUUUCAAGUCAUCAAGAGAAGCUGGGGAGAACUGCAGGCUUUUUUUCCACCAUGAAAGCUGGUUACAAGAACUCAGCAAAAAGUUUAUUAGAACUUGGAAGGAUCUUCACUCUGUCACUUCAGCCUCAAGGUGGCUGGAGUCACCCUUUAUUGUUAAAGCAAUGGUUAAUUACCCAACUCAAGCAAAUUCCAUGGCUCCACUGCCUGUUUAUCCAGUGGAGGAGGUAAUACAUGUUAGAGUGUGCUUUCUUUCUUGUACUGGUUUACUCACCACGAGACAUCAUAUUUCAUCAGAAUGCAAGAUCAUUGACGUCGGGUUUCCUCUAGAAGCCAGCAAACUUGAUCGUGCGUUUGCAGCUGCAAACUUAUUCUACAGCUAUUCAGAUUCAGAGAAUUGCUUCGAUAUUGAAAACCAAACUGAUCCUCAUGGACUCAAUGGUUGGGAUUGGCAGAACAUGUUUCCACCAUUUGAAAAUGAUGAGAAAGGAGACCAAGAAUACUGUCUCAGGUUAUAUGGUGUCAAGCCUAGACCCCACUGGACUACCACCGAAUUUGGCGGACAGCAACAUUAUAUUUCUCUAUCUUACCAUACGGAUCUCAGGGCUGCUACAAAAGACGACCCUGAGUGGCUGAAAGAACAAAGGAGGCAAGAAGUUGCUGAGAUAGAGAAAUGGAUCAGUGAGUAUUACAAUGAUCUGAGACAAGAAGAGCAAGCCAAGUAAAAGGACCAAAAUACAUUAUUAGAAACAUUGUCUGUGAUGAGAUCGUCCAAGAGUACAAAAUAAUCGAAUUUUCUUUUU